Messenger RNA from Trifolium pratense (red clover), 2906 nucleotides. RefSeq names its product cation/H(+) antiporter 15-like. Gene Ontology annotation, biological process: proton transmembrane transport; regulation of pH. The coding region runs from base 644 to 2743 and encodes 699 amino acids. Gene Ontology annotation, molecular function: antiporter activity. NCBI's taxonomy places the organism in Eukaryota, Viridiplantae, Streptophyta, Magnoliopsida, Fabales, Fabaceae. The transcript is spliced from 3 exons. The record is from RefSeq and is a predicted model, not a curated record. Gene Ontology annotation, cellular component: membrane; endomembrane system.
GCUCUGCAGCGCCACCGUGCUGCUAUAGAAGCAUUUUUCUCUAUUCUCCUUACAUGAUUUUUCUAAAAUUACAAAGGGGAAAUUAAACUGCACAAGAUAACAACACAACAUGAUGGAGAGAGUAUGGCGUUAGUAACCGUGACGGCCAUACGGCUGCAAGACCACGGCAUGUGGUAGUGGUAGAGACGACAAUGAUAGAUGGAUAGGUGAAUUGGGUUUCAGAUCUGUGAGAAGAGUUUAGAAAAAACUGACGGCGAGGAGCGGCGACAACAGCGGCGGUGAGAGAGAACAGUGAUGAGGUGGUGUUGUGAAGAAGAAGACGGAGUUGUUUAAUCAGAGAAAGAAUAACAAAAUGUUUCGUUUCUUUCUUUAUUUAACCUUUUAAUUUCAACCAUUAAAUUCUGUUUUGCCACAUGUCACAAUCUAACUAUUGGGGAAUAAAUGGAGCUUUUGCUUAAUGGAGGAUACCCGGACUCAAAAUACAGAUGUUAGAAUUUAAACCAAGGUUGGUUUUAUACUGGUUCAAGUAGUUGGGAAGUUCGAACGUCUGUACUUCUUUAUUUUUCCUGUAACUGGGGUGCUUAACAUUGAAGUUCUAUCGCACAUUGGUAUCAUCUACUAUGCAUUUCUCAGUGGUUUGGAAAUGAAUUUGAAUGUCAUUUUACAUGUUAAAAUGAAGAAUUUAAGCAUUGCUGUUUCUGGAAUAAUUUUUCCAUUGGUGAUGGGACCAGCUUUAUACACUCUACAUCGAAAUUUUUAUGAUAUGGGCGAUGGAUCUAAACUUGAAAAAAGUACAAUGAGUGCUUAUGUACUUUGGACUUUGGUUCUCACAGUAACAGGUUUUCCAGUUUUAGCUCACUCCCUUUCAGAGCUCAAACUUCUUUAUACUGGUCUUGGCGAGGCCGCACUAACAACAGCUAUGCUCAGUGACACGUAUGCUUGGGUUUUAUUCACAUUAUUUGUUCCAUUUUCAAUUAAUGGUAAAGGGGCGAUAUACUCUGUGGUAAGCACUAUAAUAUUUAUUUUCAUUUGCAUCUUUGUGGUGCGUCCUAUCAUUGUGAAGGUCAUUGAUCGCAAGACAGAAAGAGAUGAGUGGGAUAAUAACAAAUUGCUAUUUGUGGUUAUGGGACUUUUGAUUUGCUCACACAUAACAGAUGUUCUUGGUACACAUGCUGUUGUUGGGGCUUUUGUGUACGGGUUGAUUUUACCUCAUGGUAAAUUUGCUGACUUAGUGGUGUCAAUCUCAGAUGAUUUUGCUGGUGGGUUUUUGGCACCGCUCUUCUUUAGUGGCACAGGAAUGAGACUCAUGGUGAUCACAAUUUUCAAGCAGCAAAAUUGGCCUUUGACGCUUAUGAUAAUUAUCGUGUUGUGUUCUAUAAAGAUUUUAAGCACUAUGUUUGCCACUUUCUUUUUUGGCAUGCGUUCCCGAGACGGGUUUGCUCUAGGAUUGCUUCUCAAUACCAAGGGUGCCAUUGCUUUGAUAAUGCUCAAUAUUGCUUGGGAUAGAUCGAUUAUUACUGUACCAACAUAUGCUGUUUUAACCUCUUCGGUCCUUCUAAUGACUAUAGUGGUGUCUCCCUUAAUCAACGCCAUAUACAAGUCUAGAAAAAGAUUUGAGCAAAACAAACUAAAGACUAUACAAAAGCUAAGAUUUGAUGCAGAACUCAGGAUUCUAGCAUGUGUUCACAAUAGUCGUCAGGCCACUGGAAUUACCAGCCUUCUAGAAUCUUUCAAUGUAACUAGACUUUCCCCUAUGCAUGUUUUUGCACUUCACCUUGUUGAACUCGUAGGAAGUGCUGCUGCACUUGUCGCUGCUUAUAUGGAGAAGUCUAGUGGCUCAAUUGGAACACAAAAUCUUACAAAAUCCCAAGAAGAACAAGAGAACAUUGAUAAUACAUUUGAAGCAUUUGGAGAGGCAUAUGAUGCUAUAAGAGUCCAAACCUUAAAUGUUGUGUCAGCUUAUGCAACCAUUCAUGAGGACAUAUACAACUCGGCCAAUGACAAACGCACAAGCUUGACCAUCCUUCCAUUCCACAAACAACUAAGUUCAGAAGGUGUUCUCGAAACAAUAAGUGUGGUGUACAGAGAUAUAAACCUCAAUGUGAUGCAAAAUGCGCCUUGCUCAGUGGGAAUCUUUGUUGAUCGUGAUUUUGGAUCAAUAUCGAAAAUGAACUUUCGUAUUUGUGUGAUCUUUGUUGGAGGGCCUGACGAUCGUGAAGCCUUGGCUGUUGCUUGGAGGAUGGCAGGGCAUCCGGGAAUCCGAUUAUCAGUGGUUAGGAUGUUACUAUUUGAUGACGCUGCAAAAAUAGAUACCUCGGAUCAUACUGAAGCACAAGGCGUACUAUCUGAUGUAAUGAAUAAUGACAAACAAAAGGAGUUAGACGAUGAAUAUGUGUAUUCAUUUAGACUCAAAGCAGUGAACAAUGAUGAUUCUAUAUCCUAUUCAGAGGUUGAUGUCCAUUCAGGUGAAGAUAUUCCCACAAUCCUCAACGAGCUAAACACAUUUGGAUAUGAUUUAUACAUAGUAGGACAUGGGAAUUGUAGAAACUUAAGAGUCUUUUCAAAUUUGUUGGAGUGGUGUGAUUGUCCAGAACUUGGAGUUAUAGGUGAUAUUUUAGCAUCAAAUAAUUUUGUUUCACGCUCAUCUGUGUUAGUUGUGCAACAAUAUGGGCAUGGAGGAAUGGUUUUUGGAAAGCAGUCCAACCAUGUGACCACUAAUAAUGAUGGUUUUGAGAGAGUGUGAAGACAAAAUAAGAAUAAUGUUGAUGAGAAACUAACUUGCCACCAUGAAAGAUCUUGCUUAGUUUGUUUAUGGAAAUUCAAGCAAGAUUGAGACAUUAUCAGAUUUUUUUGUACUUAUAUUUUUGUACUUGAUAUAGUAUUGAUUAGAGGGUGUUUCUAUUGUU